AUGCUUAGAGCCCUCGCUUCGGAGGACAAAUUCCCGAUUGAAAGGCGCGGGCCGCGCCCGGACGGUGGGGGGCAGGCUGGAGCCACUGGCUUGCAGACGUCCUGCGGAGUUCGGUCAAGCUCCGUCGUGAAGCAUCACGGUUUCACUUAUGGCACAGGCAUCUGGGUCCGGGGUUGCUUCAUGGCCGACCCCGCCCAGGAGCUUUUCUUCUCUGAACUUCAGCCAUGGAUCGGAGCAGAGCCCACUUUGCCAUGGAUGCUAGUGGAAUGCCAGGUCUGCUUCAAAGCUCCUCUUUACAUCGUCUUCCCAACGAAGUUCACCUACGUCUCUCAGAGCUUCAACGGCACAGACGUUCUUUCGGCUUUGGGGCUCUCGCAUGGAGACCUUCUGCACAGGCCUCAAGGAGGAGCUCUGGGACAUAUGGGCUUGGUGAGCGGGGGCGAGAUAUCGAAGCUCGCUGAAAUCAAACCUCAGCAUCGGAUACGCCCGCAGCCUCGGCUACACAGCCGACGCGGCCCGAAGCUUAGAAGCCAAACCUUCCCGAAGCUUCACAAUCUGCAGCUUGGGUCUUGUGUGCGAGACAUGGGCCCGAACGAGCGGAGAGCUCGGCAGGGGGACAGGCAUCUGGGCAAUGCUGCGGCCGACUUUCAGGGUUUGCGGGUUAGGGUUUAG
Molecule: messenger RNA, 672 nt
Organism: Symbiodinium sp. CCMP2592
Lineage: Eukaryota; Dinophyceae; Suessiales; Symbiodiniaceae
Source: the annotation of a GenBank genome assembly